This is a messenger RNA of Eleginops maclovinus (Patagonian blennie), 4755 nucleotides long. RefSeq names its product ABI family, member 3b (gene abi3b). The record is from RefSeq and is a predicted model, not a curated record. Gene Ontology annotation, cellular component: lamellipodium; actin-based cell projection; SCAR complex. NCBI's taxonomy places the organism in Eukaryota, Metazoa, Chordata, Actinopteri, Perciformes, Eleginopidae. Gene Ontology annotation, biological process: neuron migration. Gene Ontology annotation, molecular function: SH3 domain binding; signaling adaptor activity.
UCUUUCCCCUGCGGUGAUUCCGCCUUCCCCGCACACCUCCCUGCCCCUUCUGGCUCCUGCUUAAAGACUUCCACAUCUUCCCCCAGCGGUAGGUGGUUUUUAAAGGGUUUGUUAGCAACGACGAUGGGAGAAAUGACGGAGCAAAAGAGACUUUCUGAAGUUAUUACUCAGAUAUUUGAGGAAGCGCCGUCAGCCAGGAGGAAUCUGGCUGAUAACCACAGUAACCUCCACCGCGUCGCAGAUUACUGCGAGAGCAACUUCCUUCAGGCAGAGGAUACAUCGAAGGCUGUUGAGGAGGCGAUGGGUUUGGCUGCUCAGUCUCUGGCCAGUGUGGCGUACCAGAUCAACAGCGUGGGCAGCACCCUGCUGAGGCUGCUGGACUCCCAGGCCAUGCAGAUCAAAGAUUUAGAGUCCUCAGUCAACCUGCUGUCACUGGCUGCAGCCAUCCACUUUGAGUCGGUAGCCAGGAGAGAGAUUGGUGCUUUCACUAGUCCCAAAGACAGAACCCGCGCCAAGCUCAUCACCCCCCCGACUGCAGGCAAGGAGCCGGAGAGAAGCUACUCCAGAGUCCCAAUAUCAUUCUCCAUCUUGGACUCCACUGGACACUGCUUUGAGUACCCCGUGCAGCCCAAGAAAGCAGACUCCACAGAGAGCAUACAGAGCGCUGCAGACUACCCUGUGUCCAGUUAUGGCAUCGCUGUUCCCCCUCCAUUAGUCCCCACCUUGCCAAACGUCUCCAACAGCCUUCCUCCGCCUCCUCCUGCCAAUUUGGACCCCAGUAUGACCUCUCCUCCUCCUCCACCACCACCACCACCUCCCCCUUCCUCCAUGGACACAGGCCUCCCCCCUCCUCCGCCGUCCUUGACCUCACCCACAUGUCUCCCCCCACCUCCACCUCCACCGCCAAUCUCUCCGUCAAACAACGCCUACCCGCCACCGCCUCCUCCUGUAUCGGGAGGUUCCCCUCUUCCACCUCCACCUCCACCUCCACCACCCUAUCAGACUGGCACCUCUGGGUUCGUGCCGCCUCCACCCCCUCCUGUAUCAGGGGGUUCACCUCUUCCUCCUCCACCUCCACCACCACCCUCUCAGACUGGCACCUCUGGGUUUGUGCCACCUCCACCCCCUCCACCCCCUCCUCUCCUACGCUGACAGACAUUAUGUUAUUGGAUGUUUUUAUUCUUCAAGGAGAAACUUCUUCUGUAACUCUCAGGCGUUCUGGGUUGUGUAGAUCUUGCGCAACAUGGGAAAUGUCGGGCAUUGGUGUGAAAUCAAACAUAAGCAUAAAUAAAAAAAUGUAAAGAGCUUCUAUUAUGCUUUUGGGGUUUCCCUUUUGUGGUGCGUUUCUGUGCAUGUAAAUGGUCAGCGAAGGCUUAAAUCCCAAAGUUCCCUCCAUUGGACUCCUUUGUUUACUUCUGUAAAAGCGACAUUACUACGCAACGUAUUGGCUGGCCCUCCAACACAUUGUACGUGAUACGCUAAGGGGCGGGACAUUUCUAAGCGGUUGACCAAUCACAACUGAGUCGGCCAGAUAACCAAUCAGAGCAGACUAGGCUCUGCUUUCAGACAGAGGGUGGAAAGAGGUGCUACAGCACAGGCAGUAAGAGAACAAUAAAGAGCUUUUUGAACAUUAAAGCAUGGAGACAUGUCCCAGAACACAAAUACUUAACCGGAAAAAUAGCACAAUAGGGCCCCUUUAAAGUGUGUGUAGUGGUUUGACAUUGAGCCUCAAAUUAUUAUUUUUCAGGGACUCCUUCAAAGUGAAACAUUCUGCUGCAGUGCAGAUUCCUCCGACAUGUUUCAACAAAACCGUGACUGCAUUCCUAAGACAAGCUGAAACAGGGGCUUUUGCGUUUCCCUGUAAUGUGCUCUUCCCAUUCAUUGUUACGUCAUUGUGUUAUUUAUCACAUUGAUUACUAAUAAGUUGUUAACGUCUCUGCCCGGUGAGUUCUGCUACUUUAACCAGGUCAACGAGGCUAUGAAAAUGUCUGUUGCAAGUCAACGCGCUACUUAACCUGCACUGCCUGGCGUGAAGAAAACUAUAAAACUGCCAUGUACCUUUUUCAUCUCAUAAUUCAGAUCACCUUGAUGUGCGCUGGUAUCCUAUUUUGGGGUUUUUGUUGCCAUUACAUAAAGAAGAGCAGACAAGCAGAAAGCUGGCCCUCGAGGCCGGCUGACUCUCCACCGUCUACGUCACGUACAUAUAUGAAGAGGAGCAGGUGGGAGAGGAAGACGAAGAAAGGACUCCUAACAGAGACCCUCCCAUGAACUGCUCAGGAAGUGUCAGUCUUCCUCCCCCAUACAGGUUUGAUCCACCAUUGUAUCCAGACCCCCCUCGAUCAUACUCAUUUCUUUCACCUCACUCAGAGUGAUCCUGAUCCACUUCUUCAUACACUUCAAACAUACUCUAGUCUGGACAAACUGUGCUUUUUCAAAAUGUAUUUUAGCACAGGCCAAUGGAAUCAAAUCAGGGUCACAGAGUUUGAAAUUGUGAAAUUAUGUUCAGAAACUAUUUCCAAACAUGUGUUGUAAAUACGAUUUUGCAAGACCUGUCUGUGUUGGAAGAUUGUAAAAAGAAAAAACAUAUAUGAAUGAUGAAUUUCAGCCCUGAAGUUGCUGUUUCAAAUUAUAAAUGGACUUUAUGCGUUGACCCAAAGCCUGGGUUUUAACUCGCAGUUGAUAUUUCUUUAUUAUGUCUCCUCUUGAACUUCUUACGCAGAGUUUUGGCUUCACAAACUGUGAAACAAAAUGUCCCAAUAUCUUUUUGACCCUCAUUUGAGCUUGGUUCAUUUGGGACAUAAGUGUACAUGACUGAUCUACCUGUAAGCAAUCCACUGUGUGGACAAGGUGUGACUGUAUUUGAUACUGAUAAGUACUAAAGUUUCAAAGAUAACCGUGCUAAAACACAGACAUAUGUACAAUAUGCUUAGCCAAAACAGGUUAAAUGUUGAGCAAUAAUAAUAAUACUGUGGUUACUUUUUUACAUGUUAUUUACAAAAAUGUAAUUCAUGUUUGUGAAUACAAUGAAUUUAAGUUUAGUCAUGUUUGAAAUGUACCCACCAAAAGUAGAAAGAUCAGUGACAGGUCACAAAGCCAUACUUAUUUUGGGGUUGGGGAGUGCUCUGAUCAUUGAUCCCUGAGGAACGCCGUCGUUGUCGCUCGGCCUCAGUAAAUAGAGAGUUAACAUGCAGGAAAUGUGUAAGACAUAAAGCACACCUAAGUCCUGUGUCUUUAAAAAAGACAAUAAGGCUGUAAAAGCUCAUCGGGUCAUGCACUUCCCUAAGUGACACAUUAUCUUUGAUACAGCCCUGAGGGCAGGACACUUUGUUUGUUUUGGAUUCUUAAAAAAGAGCAAUGUCAGCAGGUUGACAUAACUCGAGCCAUGACUCAAGUAGGGAACGUCCUUCCAUAUUUAUUCCCAGGCUUGGUGGUGUCCAUCGCUGUGGUUCUCCUCUGCUUCUAUAUGCACGGCAAAAAGAAAAGAGCAGCGUAUGACGUCACUGUACCAACGUCACAAGAGGACAACCGGCUCUAUACGAUUCCUUUGUCUGAGGAGCAGGCAGAAGAAGAAACACAUUAUGACAGAUUCCCUCCUCGGUACAGCACUGUGGACCUCCCACCACCAUACUCACUGUUUGAUCCCAAGGUUGCCAGCAUUUGGUCCGAUGACCCUCCACCUGUGUACGAGAUGUAUCCGAUAACGCUGUCUCCUCAUCACUGGAUGACACCUGCGGGACACCUGCAUCCAUAACAACCAUCGAGCACCAUCACCCCCGCCCCCCGCAGCCACAGAGAAAACACCAGCCUCCACCAGCUUUACAUUUUAACUUACCAAACGUUGACUCACCUUACGUUGUUUCUGUGUAUUCUGAAAAAUAGUAUUAAAUGCUUUGAUUUGAACAUUUGUAUGAACUGUAGACGGUGAAGCAAUCCUCUCAACACAUCCAUUUAAUACACUUUUAUAUGAACAUCAAACAGUGUAGCCGUCCCACUGCAUCUACACACCAGCAGAAUCAUGAAAGCACCAAGUGGUUCUCUAUGUUAUACUAUAUACUCUUUAUUACAAUACAGUACUUACAAGUUUGAGGGGAAAUAAAAUAAAUAUUCAAUGCGUCGCCAGUAUUAUUCGUCUCUAUUUUCUAAGAAGGAACAUGUACAGUGAGUGAUUCCUUGGCUUUUGAACAACGUUAAGGCAAAAGUAAGUAUGAAUUUGAAGCCACUGAUAAAUAUUUUACUGUAUGUACAUCAAAGAUAACAGAAAAAACAUAGUGUUAAGUAACAUGUUUGCCUUCAUUAUACAAUCAGUGCACACUGUAGGCUACUUUUACUUUAUCUUCAUUUUUUGUUGUUCUUAGUGCUACAAAUAAAACUCCAACAGAAUCUAUUUGCUGGGUCGUCUUGCUGUCGAAUAAACCUGACGCUUUACCAGCAUAGGACAACAAAAGUGUAAUGUAAUCAACAUUUGAAACAAAAAAAGGUUGCAAUAUCAACACAACUUGUGUUUAUGUGUACAUCAGUGUCUGUGUUCAUCGGUCUGUAGGUACAUGUAUUGUACACAUAUGUUAUAGUUUGACUCUAUUGCUGUUCAUUUUUCAAAUUAGUGGAGACAAACGAUAUAAAGCACAUUUCUGAACACAUACAAUCAUACUGUAUGAUCAAAUGGUCUAUAAUAAAUAUGACAUUUGGUAUGUUUCCGUCACCAAUCUGUCCUACCAACCCAAUGUAAACAGUACACUACAUAAAGUAGGAAAGGCU